Messenger RNA from Paraphaeosphaeria sporulosa, 2900 nucleotides. RefSeq lists its product as uncharacterized. The transcript has 3 exons. Bases 174 to 2564 code for a protein of 796 amino acids. NCBI's taxonomy places the organism in Eukaryota, Fungi, Ascomycota, Dothideomycetes, Pleosporales, Didymosphaeriaceae. Gene Ontology annotation, cellular component: cytoplasm. The record is from RefSeq and is a predicted model, not a curated record.
GAAAGCUGCCAUUGCCAACCGAUUACCCGUCGCGUUCUACAAUACGGCGCUGUGCACGUAUUCCGCGAUUACGCGUCCCUGCCAACCUGCGCGACAUUCGGUCCCUCGUUUCUCGCCCUCCACCUAUGAUCUGUUGAACAGUGCACCCGCCCACGAUCGCGAUACUCUCGGCCAUGCCUUCCUUUCUUUCGAGCUUGCGGAGAAAGAGCAAGAUCAACGUCAAAUCAGAGGAGAAGCCUGCCCCAGCCCAUGUGAAUGGCAACGGCCACGCGAACGGGCACAAUGGCAAUGGCGUGUCCCGGCGCAAGUCGUCGUCGACUUUGAAUUCCUCCGCCCUUGGAUCAUCCUCUCCUGCAACGUCGACUUCUGGAGAAGCUAGCGGCCAGCCCAAAGACGAUAUCCCGCCGCUGCCCACAACUCGGCCUCAGCGACCCGCUCCAAACCCUACGAAGCGUUACAGCCUGAACGUGAGGCUCGCCAGCCGACCAGGUACACAAGCGGACACUAACGUGGGACAGGGCAUGUCGACCUCCAGCAGCUCUCAGCUCGCUGCCAAUCCCUCCUCUCUACUUGCACCGCGCGUGCUAUCCGUCUCCGAAGGUUCAUGGGUGCAUCAGCAGGUCCUGCUGAUCUUUGGACAAAUUGGCGACUCGGCUCAUAGGCCGCUGGACGGCACCGUGACUGUGAAUCAUCAUCAAGGGCGCUUCCCUCCCACUGCCUGGCCGGUAUGUGACUCAUACUUCAAAGCACUUGUACACCUCGAGCCGGGCUGGAACCGUCUUCGCUUGGACUUUACCUCUCCGAAAGUGUCCUCCAGCAACACUUCCGUUUCCCCACACGCCUCAUUUCUUAAUGUUAAUUACCUUCCCCUCACCGACUCUCCACCGCUUCAACUUGCGAUCAUUCUUGGGAGCGACUCACCUGGAACAUACGACGCCACACCGGAACGUAGACAGCGCGAAGGCAACGGGUUGGAUCUUGCGAUUAAGAAGUUCCGCAUGGCGGCAUACCUCUGGCAAGCCUUUACUGGUGAGCAGAUGAACCGACAUGGCUUUGGGAGGAGGUGCUUUCGCUUCGAAGAUUCAUGGGAGCCGGGAUCGUUGAGCUACCAAGAUUGGGGCACCGGUCAGUUUCGGAACCAGGCCAAGAUCCACGUCAUUCGAUCAGACAAGACCGUCGCAGAGAUUCGCGACCUGGAUCGCGCACAACAGAAUCCAAAAGCCACGAAGAACGGAGACUUGUUCGGCAUCGCGGCCGAUGCCAUAAAGAAUUAUUUCCAGACGAAAUCUGGACAGAAGCAAUACGUGUCCUGCCUGUUCCUUGAUGCACAUUGGGACCCCCAACACCAGAUCAUCCUAGGGCAUGCCGCUCUAGGUGGAGGGGUUGGCGAUAUCCAGCUUGGCAUCUUUGGAUCGCAUGCCCUCCAAAGUUAUCCUUCAAGCAUUGAGGAAGUGUGGCAGGCUUUUGGCGAUUGCACGAGGACAGACACCGCGCACGUGGCGAAUGAUUGCAAUGAAGCUGGCAGCAAUUGGGAAUCGGCAAAUAUCGGGAUAGGUGCUCAUCUCCAUGAGACCGGCCAUUUGUUCGGAUGCCCUCACCAGGAGUCUGGAGUCAUGUUGCGUGACUACGUCACUCUUAACCGUACCUUUACGACCCGCGAGCCGUAUGCCACCCGCACCAAAUCACCUGGGCAAAGGUUAGUGCUGCCAUCUGACGAGUGUUCCUGGCAUAUUCUCGAUGCCCUCCGCUUUCGGUUUCACCCAUGUUUCCGGAUACCUUUGGACAAUGGAGCUGGGGACGAAAGCGUGCAGGUUUGGACGGUCGACAACGGCCAAGGAGGUGUGAUUGCAUCUUCAAAAUCUGGAAUCGCUUGGGUCGAAUUGUACCCAGAGGGCGACGAUGUUUGCCACUACUGGAAACGAUGGCCUGAACUCGAGAACCAGUAUCCACGCCAGGUCGCACUGAACGAGACUGAGCUUCGCGACCUUUUACCCAAAGAGAAGCAGAAGUCUCGACUCAAACUCGAGAUAUUUUCUGCCGGUGGCGGCAAGCACGUGGUGGAAGACCUUUCCCAACUCGCAAACCAGAAAUUCGCUCGCGUGAGGCUGCCUGACGGACGGUGGGGCUACCGCGGAGGCAAACUAGGCUUUUCACAGAUGGAGGGCUCGCAGCCGCAAGAGCUCAUUCUUGAUUGCGCUCAUAUUUCGACAAAACUUCUCUUAUCGAUUCGAGUAUACCACGGCCUUGCUGUUGACGGUCUCGAAUUUUUUUAUGAAGAUUCUACAAGCCAACUGUUCGGCAAACGAGGAGGGAAGCCCGGCGGUACAGAGUUUGCAUUAGACACAAGGAAAGGCGAGCUACUACUCGGUUUCGCACUGCGGGCUGGACUCUGGAUCGAUGGAAUCCAGAUCUUGACCAGCCUGGGCCGCAAGAGCGAGUGGUUUGGCAACGCUCACGGCGGCAGCGGACACACGCUCAUUCCUCCUCGCGGCUACACCAUCGGCGGCAUAGCAGGCUCAAGCGCUGCGUGGCUUGACGGCUUCCAAUUGAUCAUCACCAGAUGAAUAAUCCGAUAGACAAAUCUAUCAUUUCAAAGCACGAAGGAACGCACCUUCAGACACCCAACGAGGCGUCAAAUGAGCACUACCGACCACAGACAGGAUAUCUUCUCAUCAGCAUAUCAUCGUCUGCAUACUACUGGUAUUUCGGACACGUAAUACACCGCUUGGUGGAAGUUUUGGGUAGUUAUUGUUGGCAUCCGGUUUGCAUGAUGUUGUUCGGAGGGGACAGUACACGGGAAGGGUCGGCCUAAGCGCUGCCUAAUGGAUGGGAGGGACGCGGGUAUACAUAUGGCGAAUAGAAGACGGACCCUAGGUGGUGUGGAGAUGGCAAAGCGGGAG